Quercus robur (English oak) is the source of this 1044-nucleotide messenger RNA. RefSeq lists its product as uncharacterized. NCBI's taxonomy places the organism in Eukaryota, Viridiplantae, Streptophyta, Magnoliopsida, Fagales, Fagaceae. Bases 487 to 912 code for a protein of 141 amino acids. The record is from RefSeq and is a predicted model, not a curated record. The transcript has 3 exons.
UAUCAGGCUUUUCCCCACGUCCAAUCAUUGCCCACCAGCGUUGCACAGACGCAAGUCACUUCAAACAACCGUGUCCUACAAGUGCCUCGCUACCUCUUCUGACACGUUUGCAAGCCGAGUCCACUCGCAGUCACACCCAUACUCAAGCAAAGUACCACUAAAGCCCUUUCAAAUUCCGAAAGGUGGCAAAGUAAUAACAGUGCCAAAUACCGAGUGCUCUUUCAUUCUCUGAAGCUUAAACAACAAGGUCCAUGUUUAUGUUGUUGUUGUUGAUUUUUGUAAAAAGAAAACAACAUUUACUUUUUGAUAAAACUGAGGUUUUUUCUUUAUUCUUUGGUAUAUUCCAGAGUAAACUUUACUGCCUUUCCCUUCUGUUUAAUUAAGGUUUCUUCAAAAGGGUUUUGUGGUGGAUCAUAUUGCAAAGGAAAAUAGAAGAAUCUUGCAGGAUCCACACUGCUGCUCUGCUUGUGCAAGUUUUAAGUUUUCAUGGAGUACAAAUCAGAUGAAACUUCUUAUGAUAAGAUUGAAAAUGCAAUAAAGAAUGAAGUAUCUGAAUUAAAUCGGCGUGAGACGGAUGGAAAAGAUAUUCAAAAUCCGGUUUUAAGUCCUCCUGGAGAUCUUGUACAAGUUAACUUGGCUGAUGGGAAAGUUGUAGAAAAUGUUGUGAGAGAUGCACCUCUAGAGGAGAUGGAGAUUUCUGGGGAAAUUAACAUGGAGGCCUACAUUACAACCGAUGAUGUUAUGCGGGCUGGAGGCUUUGGUGCUAGAGAUGAUAUAGGUUGCUUUCUUCCUGUUGCUAGUGAUUUUACCGACUUUGAAGCUACUAUCCGUGAUGCCCGAGACUAUGAAGAACCACAGGGGGAGAUAUGCAGAUCAGGUCUUGGAUGGACAGAAGGUACGAAAGCAGAGUAGCUUUGUUGUUACCACUAUGUUCAAGUUGUUGCAUUUGACUUUUAUCAUACUCCGUAGGAUUAUGUGGUAUGCUCACAUUUUAGUGUAUGAUCUGGGUUUAUUUUAUAGAGAAAUUUCAUCUUUCUGUUAGCA